Messenger RNA from Schizophyllum commune H4-8, 5042 nucleotides. RefSeq names its product P-loop containing nucleoside triphosphate hydrolase protein. The record is from RefSeq and is a predicted model, not a curated record. Gene Ontology annotation, biological process: transmembrane transport. NCBI's taxonomy places the organism in Eukaryota, Fungi, Basidiomycota, Agaricomycetes, Agaricales, Schizophyllaceae. Bases 202 to 4623 code for a protein of 1473 amino acids. Gene Ontology annotation, cellular component: membrane; fungal-type vacuole. Gene Ontology annotation, molecular function: ATP hydrolysis activity; ATP binding; ABC-type peptide transporter activity. The transcript has 32 exons.
CGACUCGCAGAAUGCCUGAUGCCAGUCUGAGACACGCACUCUGGGGCCCGAGGCAUUCUUAAUCCUAACCGUCAUCGAGGCUCCUACACGCCCGUCGAGAACUGCGAGAAUAGCAGUCCGUGGACGCGCAAGCUGACCUUGAUCUCACUAUAUAGGCACCGAUCCCGAGAAAGGGUGAGCAUCAGAACGCAGCCUCUUUACAUGAUACCUUGGACGGACGUGCGCAUCAUACCGGUCUACGCGGCUCUCCUAUCUGCGACCUACUGGGCGUCCAAGGUCCUCUUUCGAGGGCUAACUCGUCCAAAAAACGAGGAGCAGGGUAACGCAGCCAAUGACGCGCCAUCGUGCGUGACCAGAGACGGGCGCGCAUACAAACUCUCCACAGUAGCUUCCUGUGUCGCCCUCGCGGCCAUCUCGGCAGCGUCGGCGAUUAAAGAAGGAUCGCUCGUGGAUGCCGCGCUCUCUGCUCCCUUCUGUUACGCCACUGCACUUGCUUACGCGUCCACGAGCGGCCUGCCGUACUCUCAGUCCGCCUCCUUACACUUAAAUGGGGUACUGCUCACUACAUUCGUGGUUUAUGCUGCUCGCGACCUGGCGCCUCUUGCUCUUUAUGGAGGCCACCCUUCCGACCGGGACGGGCCCUUGCUAUGGAUCGCAAUUAGCCUGCUCUUCACCGCCGGGAUACUCAUUCCGCUGUUCACACCCGGGAAGCACACUCCCAUCAAUACAAAGGAUCCGUUGCCGGCCACCCCAGAACAGAAGGCGUCCAUCAUGUCCUUCUGCACGUUCACCUAUCUGAACCCCAUUAUAUCGCUGGCGCAGCGUCGCUCCAUUACCCUCGAUGACCUACCGCCUAUCUCGGACACGGACGACGCGGGUCAAUUGAAGGUCAGAACCUUUGAGGAUCUCGACAUGGUUGACGGAAAUCGCAAGCGGCACAUCUUCUUCGCGCUCACAAAGGUCUUCCGCUGGCAGUACGCGACGUUGGUUCUGUCACUUGUCGUACAGGUCUUCACCAGCUUCGCUGCGCCCCUGGCACUCAACCGCAUUCUCAAUUACCUUGAACAUGGCGCCGUGGGGACGUCUGUACGGCCAUGGUUCUGGGUAUGCCUCUUGUUCGUCGGACCCUUGAUCUCGUCAAUCGCGCUGCAGUGGUACAUUCACCUGGUGAUACGCACCGCUAUACGGGCGGAGGCCAUAAUCACCCAGCUUAUAUACGAGCACGCCUUACGCUUGCGAACGAAUGCCGGCUCAACGAAGCAAUCGGCCUCAGAAGUUGUUGCCCAACCCAACUCGGACAACUUCCUUGGUCGCCUCAACACGCUUGUCACGACGGACCUUCAAAACGUCGUCAACGGGCGGGACUUCAUCCUAAUCCUCGUCUACAUCCCUCUGAACGUUGUCGUGGGAAUAGUCUUCUUGUACUCUAUACUAGGGUGGAGCGCCCUCGUCGGCCUGAGCGUCAUCAUCCUAUCACUACCCUUGCCCGGCCUAUCGGCGAGACUCAUUCAGAAGUUAGAUCAAGAGCGGCUCAAGCGGCUUGAUGAUCGCGUGCAGAGCAUAACCGAAGUCCUGAGCGUCAUUCGCAUGAUCAAGCUGUUUGGCUGGGAGCGCAAGAUGAAGGAGAAGAUCUCGCAGGAGCGCGACGAAGAGCUGCAGUAUUUGUUCCGCAGGCGCAUCGUCGAGAAGUCGAGCGAAGUCAUUGUGUACUGCAUCCCCAUCGCUGUCAUGCUGGCUACUUAUGCAACCUACGCGAGGCUGACCAUUCUCAGUACCGCCGUCAUGCGUGAACCCCUUAGUGCCGCCAUCGUCUUCAGCUCAAUGGCCGUCUUCGACAUCCUGCGCAAGAUGAUAGGUUUGAGCAUGAACAUCGUCACAUUAGGCGUCACGGCGAAGGUUUCGCUUGACCGUAUCGACGCAUUCUUGUCUCCAGCCAAGUCCGAUCUCUUAGAUGCAUUCGACAUUUCCCGCGACGUCCAGCCGCCCACCGAACCACCUUCUCGGGAUGCGAUUGGGUUCAAGCACGCUAGCUUCUCAUGGUCAGACAAUACGAACGCCUUCGAGCUACGCGUCGACGGCGAGGUCAGGUUCAAAAGUGGCAAGGUCAACCUCAUUAUUGGGCCAACUGGGUCUGGGAAGACAUCUCUAUUGAUGGCUUUGCUCGGCGAGUUGAGAUACGCGCCUACGAGCUGCUCCUCCUGGGUCAACCUUCCGCGAGAUGCUGGCGUCGCCUACGCUGCGCAGGAGUCGUGGGUGCAGAGUGAUACGAUCAAGAAUAACAUUGUCUUCGGAGCACCUUUCGAUCCGGAUCGCUAUGAGCAAGUCCUGUACCAGUGCGCGCUCAAGCGCGACUUGGCUUUGUUCGACGCCGGAGAUGAGACGGAGGUCGGCGAGAAGGGCGUGACGCUGAGCGGGGGGCAGAAGGCUCGCAUCACCCUGGCUCGCGCAGUAUACUCAAGUGCAUCGAUCCUACUUCUCGACGAUAUCCUUGCUGCACUGGAUGUUCACACGACGAAGUGGGUAGUCGAGAAAUGUCUGGCCGGUUCUCUCGUCCAAGGGCGCACGGUCAUCCUUGUCACUCACAACAUACCGCUCGCUCAGCCCCUCGCAAGCACCGUCAUCGCAGUUUCCAGCGGCCACGUCACACUUGAAGCUAGCAUCGCUGCUGCCAUCAGCCAUGAUGCGAGGCUGGCGAAGGAGGUAGAGGAAGAAGACGAGCACGUACACGGAGCUACUGAAACCUUGGGAGAAAAACACGCGGACGAAACGCCAACUGGCAAGCUCGUCGUAGAAGAGGAGGUGGAGAUAGGCCGCAUCACCUGGAGUACAUUUGCCACCUACCUACGCGCUGCGGCCGGUCAGAACCUGACGCUAUUCCUCGUCGUCUGGAUCACUGCCCUCGGCGUCAUGGACAUCCUCGGCGUCAGCUCAACUUGGUUUUUGGGCUACUGGGCAUCGCAAUACGAGGAUUAUCAGCCGAGCGAAGUGAACGUCUCGAGAUAUCUCGGUAGUUUUGGCCUGAUUCUGCUCGCGCAGAUCAUCGCUACUGUCGUGUCGUUUAUGACCUUCAUCCUCGGGGGCGUGCGAGCGUCCAGGGUUCUACACGACGCGCUGGCGAAUUCUAUGCUCGGCGCAACGCUUCGAUGGCUCGACCAAACACCAGCGUCCAGAAUCAUCACGCGCUUCACUUCGGACAUGGCUACCUUGGACACCCAAGUCCCUCACGAUGCACACUUCCUCUGCCAACUUACAAUUAUGCUGAUCGUUAGGCUGGCCGCCAUCGUCAUCAACGCGCCCCUUGCGCUCGUCUUCGGUGUCGUAGUCGGAAUUGCCGGCGUGCUUCUCGCCUUCGCGUACAUGCGCGCACAGAUGCCAGUUACGCGCGAGACGUCCAAGGCGCGAGCACCUGUUCUUGCUCACUUUGGCGCUUCGAUGGCUGGUUUAGUCUCCAUACGCGCGUACGGAGCUCAAGCGGCGAUGAUCACCACGUCCAUCCAGCACAUAAACCAGUACACGCGCGCAGCCAGGAUUUCUUUCGAUCUACAGCGCUGGAUAACGAUAAGGAUGGACGCGCUAGGAGCUGCGUUCUCCACCUUACUGGCUAUAUAUCUCGUCUACUUCACGGACACCAGUGCAAUAGGAGCAAGCUCAACAGGAUUCUCCCACAACAUGGCUGUCGGAUUCAGCGGCAUGAUCUUGUUCUGGGUACGCAUGAUGAACAUCGUCGAGGGCGAUUGUGAUAGUGUCGAGCGCGUCAACCAAUGUCUGAAGGUCGAGCAGGAGAGGCCGGCUACUCCAGAAGGGCAGCCUCCCACUCACUGGCCCGCCAGCGGCGAGCUGAACGUGCGCGGUCUCUCCGCGUCAUACUCCAAGGGCGGACCCAAGGUUCUUCGUGAUAUUUCGUUUCACAUCACUUCUGGCGAGCGCGUAGGCGUAGUGGGACGUACUGGCGCUGGCAAGAGCUCACUGAGUCUUGCGCUUUUGCGGUGUAUAGAAUGCGAAGGAGAGGUAUACUACGAUGGCGUGUCCACCGCAAGCCUGAACCUCGAGGCGCUCCGCGUUAGCAUUACCAUCAUCCCCCAAGUGCCCGACAUGAUCAGCGGCUCGCUGAGGGAGAACCUCAACCCCUUCGACGACCAUGACGACGCGACUCUGAAUGACGCCCUUCGCGCCGCCGGCCUGUUCGCGUUGCAAGAGGAUGAGCGAAGCGGGGCCGUACGCGAUAGCAACACCAAGAUUGACCUUGACACGAAGAUAUCAUCAGGGGGUUCCAAUUUGUCCGUCGGUCAGCGUCAGAUUGUCGCUCUCGCGCGUGCUCUCGUGCGUGGUAGCAAGCUGCUCAUCCUCGAUGAAGCUACAUCUGCUAUCGACUACAGAACGGAUAGCAUCAUCCAGGAAUCUCUGCGCCGUCACCUUGGGAACGACGUGACGCUGAUGGUCAUUGCACACCGCCUGAAGACCGUCAUGGACGCAGACAAAAUCAUGGUCUUGGACGCCGGGAAGCUUGUGGAAUUCGACCGGCCUGAAGCGUUGCUCGCCCAGCAGGACAGCGCCUUGCGCGCCCUUGUAGAGGAGUCGAGCGACAAAGAACAUCUCUACAAGCUGGCCGGGAUCGCCGUCUGAGCUCGGUACCCUUCUGUUCUGUACACUUCUGCGCCUGGUUGCGCCUUACGGACAAAACAAUGCUGUAUCCAAGAAAAUAAACGUCCAUAACUAUCCUCCGAGGAUACCAAGAAGUCCACUAUCCUGGUAUCCACCCACGACAAUUGGUCGACCCGCAGUCACACUCAAUCAUGGCGUCUUCAGCUACCUUUUUCCGCUUCUUUUUGGCUUGCCCGCCGUCGUUGUGAGCGAGCUCGGGGUGGUAAUCAAGGGUGAGCUCGAGGCCUGCGCAGAUGUCCGUAUUGGCGACGAAGGCGAUGUAAGGGCGAUUCUCCUGCACAACGAAAGAGACGACCGAGAAAAAGGAAGUCCACCGCAAACAUACCUCCGGUACCGUGUCCCAGACGACGUGAUACGUAUCAAGAUUCGGCUCACACGAG